Messenger RNA from Spea bombifrons (plains spadefoot toad), 2048 nucleotides. RefSeq names its product zinc finger protein 660-like. NCBI's taxonomy places the organism in Eukaryota, Metazoa, Chordata, Amphibia, Anura, Pelobatidae. The record is from RefSeq and is a predicted model, not a curated record. Gene Ontology annotation, biological process: regulation of cytokine production; negative regulation of transcription by RNA polymerase II; regulation of immune system process. The transcript is spliced from 6 exons. The coding region runs from base 115 to 2046 and encodes 643 amino acids.
GAAUCAGGGAAAGGAUAUCAUCCUACGGCCGUCACAAAGGGGAAAAAAAAAGAGGCUUCUCCGGGCGUGGGAGGAUUUUGGUGGAAAAAAGAGGGCGUUUGAUCGGAAGUAAGGAUGAAUACAUUGAAUGUGACUCCUGGGAAUGUUCAGACAUCACAGGUCGGCUGUGCAUGCAUCGCGGUGUCACAGAACGGAGUGCCCCCGAUUGCAUGUUUGUGCAACUUACUUGUAAACCCGACAACAAAUCCACAGGAUCCUAUCACAUUUAAUGACGUUGCUGUAUACUUCACAGAGGAGGAAUGGAGCUUUCUCGAGGAAAAAGACAAGGGUCUUUACAAGAAAGUUAUGAUGGACAAUUAUGAAACCCUUCGAUAUUUAGGCUCUUCCAUUGAAAAACCUGAGAUUGUGCAAAAGAUUGAACGAGGAGAGAAUUUGUUUGUAAGCAGUCAUCAGGAACAGUUAUGGCGGAGUAUAUACAGAAGUAUAUAUGUGGGUCACAUGUCCGCAGCUGGCAGUAACUUAGAACAGCCGCAGAGACCACCAAUGUAUUACUGGACAUGUCAUGACAAUAUCCUCUGCAACGUUAACCCCGACCAGAACUCUAUGAAGUCAAACGAAUGGUUAAUCGCGGAAACCAAACUGUUCACCACUUGUGGAAGACAGAAUCCACAGCUGGUGCAAGCGUUUAAAGUGGUGUACUCUCCGGACCACAGCGGCAAAAACAUUCAAGAGUUAAUUCAAGGCAACGCACAGAUGAAGAAUAUAUUUCACCAAGGGAUAAAGCCUAAGAGCGCAAAAGAAGCCUCCAAGAAAGCAGAGAGGCGCCAUUCGUGCACAGAAUGCGGAAAAAGUUUCACGCGGAGCUCCCUUCUCAAGUCGCACCUAAAAACCCACAGCGGGGAGAGGCCUUAUGAAUGCACCGAAUGUGGAGGGCGUUUUGCCGAAAAGGGGACACUAGUUAAGCACCAAAGAACUCACUCAGGGGAAAAACCCUAUCAGUGUCCUAAAUGCGGCAAACGGUUUUCCCAGAAUUCACACCUCAGCACGCACAGGAAGACCCACAUCGUCAAGGAACCGUGUUCCGACUGCGGCACGGUAGUCAGCAAACUGAAGAGCGUUCACUUGGCUCAGAAUGAUUGCCCCAAGUGCCGCCAACACAUCUUGGAACGACUGAAUGCGAAGAAAAAAAGGAAAGCAAAAAAGAUCGCAAAGGUGUACAAGUGCACUCAGUGCGAUAAGUGUUUCACCAGGAGCGGGAACCUUGUCGUUCACUACAGGACCCACACGGGCGAGAAACCGUUUAUCUGCUCUUAUUGCGGGAAGACCUUCACGGACAGAUCCAACCUGAUCAGCCACCAGAGGACUCACACCGGGGAGAAACCAUACUCGUGCAACGAAUGCGGCAAGACCUUCCCAUACCGUUCAGCUCUGGUUUUACAUAAGAAGGGGCACGCCGGCGAUAAAUCGUUUGUGUGCAACGAAUGCGGGAAGAGCUUUUUCUGCAACGCACGGCUACUCCUGCACCAAAAAGCUCACACCGGGGAAAGGCCGUACGCCUGCGACGAGUGCGGAAAGAGUUUCUCUUGCAGCUCGACUCUGGUGAAACACCAGACCAUUCACACCGGGGAGAGACCCUACACAUGUCACGAGUGCGGUAAGUCAUUCAUCAGAGGGUCUCAUCUGGCUAUUCACCGUCGGACACACACUGGUGAGAAGCCCUACACCUGCAUGGACUGCGGGAAAGGUUUUACGGAUAAAUCCAAUCUGGCGAGCCACCAGAGAACGCACAAAGGCGAGAAACUGUACGCCUGCAAGGAGUGCGGGAAGAAGUUCACGCAGAGCUCAACGCUACUAAAACACCAACAGACACACAGCGGAGAAAAGCCCUACGCCUGCACGGAAUGCGGCAAAAUGUUCUCCCGCAGCUCCAACCUCAUCGUCCAUCUGCGGGUGCACACCGGGGAGAAGCCGUACAACUGCACUGCGUGCGGAAAGAGCUUCUCCCACAGCUCCCAUCUCGUGAAACAUGGGAAAAUCCACAAAUGAAA